Molecule: messenger RNA, 623 nt
Organism: Colletotrichum navitas
Lineage: Eukaryota; Fungi; Ascomycota; Sordariomycetes; Glomerellales; Glomerellaceae
Exons: 1
Coding region: 84-368 (94 amino acids)
Source: RefSeq, a predicted model, not a curated record
UACUGCGUCUCGUCGCCCCCAGCCGCGACACACCGAAUUGUUGCAUGACAAUAGGCGUUUGCUCCCUUGAAAAGGCAUAAUAUAUGGUUCUCUGGCCGUCUCACCGAAUCUUCAUUUCUGUAUCACUUUGUCCUUCGGCAGCAGCACCUGACACUCGCUUGCAUGGCUCCAGUCAGUUUGUCCUCUCCCAUAGCUAUGAUAACAAUGCCCCAGGCGGAUUUGUCCUCUGCCUCUAUUGUACAAGUAAAACCUUUGACUUGCAGCGUACGCCGCAUGUGGUCUUCGGUACUAUAAUGUUUCAGUACGAUAGCGCCACUUUGAACCAUGCUGGCAACAGUCCUAUAGUGAACCGUAUAAUAAUACUGUAGCUACCUCGACGUUAACGCAUGUUGCGCGCCAUGCAUCCUGUAACUUGGUCGCGCUUCCCGACGACGGCCUCCCCUUGCGGACCGCCUUGACCUUCGGAAAAGUCCAGGCGCUGAUAGUAAAUGUAAGGGCUUUGUUUGCCCCAAAACGGCUCGAUGUCUUGCAGCUGCCAGAACCGUUGCAACGGCCCUCGUACGACUCGGAAUCCCCGUUUACCCCACCAGCGAGGCACCACGAACACCAUGCUCACGGUGCCG